This is a messenger RNA of Syngnathus acus (greater pipefish), 3849 nucleotides long. It is a transcript of the gene bicd2b, whose product is annotated as bicaudal D homolog 2 (Drosophila). The coding region runs from base 308 to 2758 and encodes 816 amino acids. Gene Ontology annotation, molecular function: dynactin binding; dynein complex binding; cytoskeletal adaptor activity. Gene Ontology annotation, cellular component: Golgi apparatus; cytosol. Lineage: Eukaryota; Metazoa; Chordata; Actinopteri; Syngnathiformes; Syngnathidae. The record is from RefSeq and is a predicted model, not a curated record. Gene Ontology annotation, biological process: regulation of microtubule cytoskeleton organization; microtubule anchoring at microtubule organizing center; protein localization to organelle. The transcript has 8 exons.
CCACUGAUUUGAAUGUCAUGCACGGGUAUUUUUUCCUCUCCUCGAUUAUCUUCAACUCAAGUUUCGUCUGUCAACUGUAAGAAUAGAGCAACCCACGAAAAGUCACCGAAAAUGGAACAGGUGUCGAUUAGCGUGAGCCUUCUGCAUGUUUAACGGAGCGAAUAAAGCAGACGGAGGCUAAAUUCCAACAAUGCGCUUUAAAGGGAGAGUGCAGUGAUUUGAAGUCCUGCUCGCUUUUCUUCUCUGCUCCGGCUAGCCAGGGCUGGGUCCCGUUACAGCUGGGAGGUUGCGGUUCGCCAACAUUUCCAUGGCGGACCAGGAAUAUCCUGAAGCGGUACUGGUGAACGAGGCCGGGCCGCAGUGGCUCCAAGUCGAGGUGGAACGCCUUUCUCGGGAGCUGCGUGAAACAACGCAGGAAAAGAUCCAGGCGGCGGAAUAUGGACUGGCGGUCCUGGAGGAGAAACAGCAGCUCAAGCAGCGAUUCGAUGAGUUGGAGACCGAGCAUGAGGCGGUCCGACAGGAGCUGGAUCAGCUUAGAGAGGCCUUCGGCCAAGCGCACUCAGCCCACAGGAAAGUAGCAGCAGACGGAGAGAGCAGGGAGGAAUCGUUGAUCUUGGAGUCGGCCAGUAAGGAGGCGCAGUACCAGCAGAACAUUUUGGAGCUGCAGAAUGAGCUUCGCCAGGCCAAAGUCUCAAUUGCCAGUGUGCAAGCUGAGAAUGAGCGCCUGUCACACAUCGCUUUGGAAAUGAGAGAGACCUCUGACCAGGUGGAGCUGCAGCGCAGUCAGCUGCGGGAUGACAUCCGAGAGUAUAAGGUGCGGGAGGCCCGCCUGCUGCAGGACUGCAGUGAAUUGGAAGAGGAGAACAUCUCUCUGCAGAAACAAGUGUCUGCACUACGACAGAACCAGGUGGAAUUUGAAGGACUCAAGUACGAGAUCCGCCGUCUGGAGGAGGACUCCCAGUGCCUGAACAGCCAGCUGGAAGAUGCCAUGAAGCUGAGGGAGAUCGCCGAGCGCCAGCUAACCGAGGCCUUAGAGACGAUUAAAACGGAACGUGAGCAGAAGGCCACUUUACGCAAGGAGCUCUCGCACUACGUGACCAUCGGCGGCUCCGUUUACAACGGCUCCUUCAAUAUCUCCUUCGACAACCUGAAACUGCACGACGAACCCUCCGCAAUCUCCGAUCUGGACAACGACGACUUGAUCCGAGGCUUUGAGAACGGCUUGAUCAAGGCGGGCGAAGGUAAUAAAGACGACGAUUCCUCGGCAGGCCAGAGAGGAGACUCCUUCAAGCCUGCGCCGAGCCUGGUGGACGACCUGCUGAGCGAGCUCAACAUUUCUGAGAUUCAGAAACUGAAACAACAGCUUGGACAGGUGGAAAGGGAGAAAAUGGCCCUCAUCAACACUCUGCAGGAGAACCAGAAGCACCUUGAACAGGCCUACGGAACCGUAUCCGAGCAAAAGGAAACAGUCAACAGACUCACUGAGAACCUUACCGCCAUGAGGAAGCUUCAGGCCAGCAAGGAGCGUCAGUCCGCCCUCGACGGGGAAAAAGAUCGUGACAGCCACGAAGACGGAGACUACUACGAGCUGGACAUCAACGGGCCGGAGAUCCUCAAGUGUAAAUACACCGUGGCUGUUUCUGAAGCCGGCGAGUUGAGGCAGGAGCUAAAGACACUUAGGGCACAGUACGAGAAUUGUCGAAGCCAGUACCAAGACGAGCGGGCGCGUCUGGAGAGUGACCUCCAUGAGCUCAGAACAAAGUUAGCGUCCCUGGAGAAGAUUAGCCAAGCGGAUAAAACGGAGAUGGCCCGUCUGGAGAAGGAGCUCCGUCUGGUUAGCCAGACCGCGGGGGAAUCACUUGGCAGUCUCAACGUGGCCCAGGAUGAGCUCAUAGUGUUCAGCGAGGAGCUGGCUAAUCUUUACCAUCACGUUUGCAUGUGCAACAAUGAGACCCCCAACCGUGUUAUGUUGGACUACUACAAAGAGGGCAAAGCAAUGGUGAGGCGAGGACAAGAAGCAAAGGCACCCCCCUCUUCUGUACUUCUCACUAACGGUCUCAUUCCCGAAACCGACGCUAAAAAGGAGGACUCCGCAGACAGCGCCGUCGUUUCGGUCCCAGAGCAUCGCCCGGAGCCCAUGAACGUCUACAACCUGGUCGCCAUCAUCCGAGACCAGAUCCGCCACCUGCAGCAAGCGGUGGACCGGACCACUGAGUUGUCCCGCCAGAGACUGGCCAACCUUGAGCUGAGCGCGGUGGUGGAUAAGGACAAAGAGGCUUGCAUGGAGGAGAUCCUCAAAUUAAAGUCUCUUCUCAGCACCAAGAGAGAACAGAUCGCCACGCUCAGAGCUGUGCUCAGAGCCAACAAACAGACGGCUGAGGUCGCACUGGCUAACUUGAAGAGCAAGUACGACAGCGAGAAGGCCAUUGUGACCGAAACAAUAUUGAAGCUCCGCAAUGAACUCAAGGCUUUAAAAGAAGACGCCGCCACCUUCUCCUCCCUCAGAGCCAUGUUUGCUUCAAGGUGCGACGAUUAUGUGACCCAGCUUGACGAAAUGCAGAGGCAACUGGCGGCGGCCGAGGACGAGAAGAAGACGUUGAACUCUCUGUUGCGAAUGGCCAUCCAGCAGAAACUGGCCCUCACCCAGCGUCUGGAGGACCUGGAGUUUGACCACGAGCAGGCGCGCCGCAACACUGCCACUAUGGCGGUGGGAAAGGGCAAGACUAAGAGCAAGGGAGCCCCGUCCAGUACUCGCUAAAUCUCUCAAGUCAAGUGUCCUUGAGGCGUCCGAUGAGUGUGCAGUUUCCAGACAUCUGUGCUCUUAAUGUCGUCCCUCUAAUUGCAUUCCAAAUUAUGCAUACCCAACAAGGGCCUUGUUUUAUAGUGCCAAAAAGUUUUGUAAACUGUUACACACCACAUCAGCAGUCUCUGUAGUCCUUCAGGUUUCCAAGAAUGGACGACAACACACGAGUCAAUGGAAGAGCACCAUUAUUGAUGAUCAAAUUUACUGCCCAUGUGUGUGUGUUACCCUGACUGAGCACUUUGCAUUUUACUUGUUGCCACUUCCUUUCAAAAUAUUUUAUCCACCCCACUUUUCUAAUAUUGUGAAAUAUUUUUACAGAAAGUGCUUUUUUUUUUAAUCUGCCAGGCUCAUCAUCAUUUCCAAGUUAUUCACUGGCUUUUGUUGUUUAUUUGUAUUUAUUUUAUAGCAAGAGGUCACCUUGUGGAAAACCUUAAUUUUCAAUCUGUUGCUUGAAAUCAUGAAAAAAAAUUAAACAAAUGACAAUUUCUGUUAGAUAACAGGAAGGAAAAUAAUAGUUUCCAGCAUAAUGAUCAACUACAGAAUUAAGAGUAAAUGAUCUCUGUAACCAUGGCAGAGCAAAUUAUGCUUGUCAUCAGUAAGGAAGAGUAUUAAAUGCAAACGUUUAUUUAAAGCUGUCUAAGUUAAAGUCAGAUAAUAAUAAUGCAUAUUCACGAAUUUUAUUUACAAAAAAUGUCGUGCGUCUGUGUUGUACUGUAUAAGAUAAAAAAAAACACAAAAAACUUUUCUUUAAAAAGUUUGCCUCCAGUGCCAUUUCAUGUGAUGGUUGUAAGUGCAAUUUCCAAGAUUGGAUAACUCCUACCCUUGGUCAUACCAAGUGAAAAUCAUGUUACACGGUGUUUGUCACUUUCUCCUACUUGAGUUGUAUUUCAUUAUAACAUUAUAACAGUUAUUGUUCAGUUGUGUUGAACAGAGGUGGAUAGUCAAAACAAUUUCACAAAGACUUGUGGUAAAACACUAGCAAAAAGUCAUCAUGACUGCAAAACUGUUAGUUUGACUGGUAAACAAAUAAAAUGCUCUAACUCCCA